Colius striatus (speckled mousebird) is the source of this 6292-nucleotide messenger RNA. RefSeq names its product kelch like family member 28 (gene KLHL28). The coding region runs from base 357 to 2072 and encodes 571 amino acids. The transcript has 5 exons. Gene Ontology annotation, molecular function: protein binding. The record is from RefSeq and is a predicted model, not a curated record. NCBI's taxonomy places the organism in Eukaryota, Metazoa, Chordata, Aves, Coliiformes, Coliidae.
GGCACCUUCCGCACUCCGCCGGCCGGCACCGCGGAGCGCAGAUGCGCUGCUGCGGAAACCGAGAGCCGUGGGGCGGGGGCGGGAGUGCGGGAGUGCCGGCGCCGCGCCGCCGGGCCCUGAGGCAGUAGAGCUUCCCGCGGAGCAGCGAGUGGCAGCGCCCAGUCCCGGGAGGUUGUGGGUGCGCGGCGCUUGCCCGCUGCUGAUUGGCAGAGCGCGCGGGGCGGCGGCGCUCGCGCUCGGAAAUGACGUGCGCGGCUGCCGGGCGCUGCCGGAGGAGCGGAGGCAAGUGAGGCGGCGGCGGUGGCGACGGCGGCGACCGCGGGCUGGGCCUCGCCGCGGCCCGCACCCCACCUCAGAUGGACCAGUCGUCUCCAACCUACGUGCUUGCCAACUUAACCCACUUGCAUUCUGAACAGCUUCUGCAAGGCUUGAACCUCCUUCGCCAACAUCACGAGCUCUGCGACAUUAUCCUCAGAGUCGGCGAUGUCAAGAUCCACGCCCACAAAGUGGUGCUUGCCAGCAUCAGCCCCUACUUCAAAGCCAUGUUCACUGGGAACCUUUCCGAGAAGGAGAACUCAGAGGUGGAGUUCCAGUGCAUCGACGAGGCAGCCUUGCAGGCUAUCGUGGACUAUGCCUAUACGGGAACCAUCUUCAUCUCCCAAGACACGGUCGAGUCGCUUCUUCCAGCCGCCAAUCUUCUCCAGAUCAAGCUGGUGGUGAAGGAGUGCUGCGCGUUUCUUGAAAGCCAGCUCGAUCCUGGCAACUGCAUCGGCAUCUCUCGUUUUGCGGAGACCUACGGCUGCCACGACCUCUACUUGACUGCUAACAAGUACAUUUGCCAGAACUUUGAAGACGUUUGUCAGACGGAAGAAUUUUUUGAGCUUACGCAUUCAGAACUGGAUGAAAUUGUUUCCAACGACUGCUUGAAUGUUGUGACGGAAGAAGCUGUUUUUUAUGCGCUCGAGUCCUGGAUCAAAUAUGACGUGCAGGAGCGACAGAAGUACUUGGCACAGCUGCUACACUGCGUUCGGUUGCCAUUGCUGAGCGUGAAGUUUCUCACGAGGCUUUACGAAGCAAACCAUCUCAUUCGUGAUGACCAUACUUGCAAACAUCUGCUAAAUGAGGCACUAAAAUACCACUUUAUGCCUGAACACAGACUUUCCCACCAGACCAUGUUGAUGACACGACCUCGCUGCGCUCCUAAGGUUCUUUGUGCUGUUGGAGGAAAAGCUGGACUGUUUGCAUGUUUGGAAAGUGUUGAAAUGUAUUUUCCCCAGAAUGACUCCUGGAUAGGCCUGGCACCUCUCAGCAUUCCCCGCUAUGAGUUUGGAAUAUGCGUCCUAGACCAGAAAAUCUAUGUUGUGGGGGGGAUUGCAACCCAUGUCUGUCAGGGCAUCAGCUACCGAAAACACGAGAAUUCAGUGGAGUGCUGGGACCCCGACACUAACACUUGGACGUCUCUUGAGAGGAUGUUUGAGAGCCGGAGUACUCUGGGAGUGGUGGUUCUGGCAGGAGAGCUCUAUGCCUUGGGUGGUUACAAUGGGCAGUCUUAUCUGCGAACUGUAGAGAAGUACAUUCCUAAAGUGAAGGAAUGGCAACUGGUGGCUCCCAUGAACAAAACCAGGAGUUGUUUUGCUGCAGCUGUCUUGGACGGAAUGAUAUAUGCCAUUGGUGGUUAUGGCCCUGCUCAUAUGAAAAGCAUGGAGCGUUAUGAUCCAAGUAAGAACUCCUGGGAGACGGUUGCUUCAAUGGCUGAUAAACGAAUCAACUUUGGUGUUGGUGUCAUGCUGGGCUUCAUCUUUGUAGUAGGUGGACACAAUGGAGUGUCUCACUUAUCGAGCAUCGAGAGAUACGAUCCUCACCAAAACCAAUGGACUGUCUGUCAUCCCAUGAAGGAGCCCAGAACAGGAGUAGGAGCAGCUGUGAUUGAUAACUACCUUUACGUUGUUGGAGGUCAUUCGGGGUCAUCCUACCUGAACACGGUGCAGAAGUAUGACCCCAUCUCGGACACCUGGCUGGACUCAGCAGGGAUGAUGUACUGUCGAUGCAAUUUUGGCUUGACUGCACUUUGAUGCAAAGCACCACUUUACGGACCUAAUGCAAAGAUGGAGCUUAAUCUGCUUGCAAAUAAACCCCACUGGUGGAGAACAUAAGCUCUGGUGAUGGAAAUUUGGAGCAAUGUGGUGAGAUUGGGAUUGAUAUGAGGAAGGAUUUGUUUUCUUCCAGUAAUUGCCCUCUGUUCCUUUAGUGACACAGACAGAAGGAACAGAAAGCUUAUUGCCAGCUGGGUUUAGCUAGUACCCUGGUAAUGGCAGUGAAUUCUAGAGAGCACUGCAGGUGCCUGGGGCAUGGUUAGAAAACUUCCUGUCUAUCUAACCCUUUCACUUUCUAGAGCUUUUCUCUCUUCCUCCUGCCUACUACGAGACAUGAAGUUUACUGUGCUUGGGGUGAGAGGUGUGUGGGUGUGUUGUCUGACUGGACAGUGUGCUGAUAGUUGUCUGGUUGUGUCUUCAUAGCAAGAAAAUGCCAGUGCUUCAUCAUUUUUGUAAUGAACUAAAGGGCUGCCUUGUUUCUGUAUCUCAAGGUUUGUAAAUACUGAAUGCCACAGUGUGUUGCCUGUGCACUCUCCUUCGUUACUCGCUUACUGGCAGGAGGGCUGGGAUGGUAGUUAGCAACCACUUAAAGAAAUGUACCAGGCAGAUUUAUUGUCUUAGUGACAUUUUUGGAUCUGCUGAAGAGAAAUCACAUUUUUAACUUCCCUUGUCUUUUUUUUUUUUUUUUUUUUUUUGUGGAGACAUGAGUGCUAGGUGAAAGGACUUAAUCCUGCCAAUCUGAUGUGUGUUUUCACAAAUUCCAACAGUAGUGUGUUGGAAGAUGCCACGGCAGCAUUCACAGCAUGAUACAAAAUACAUACUGCAACAUGGAUCCACCUUGUCCUUCUCCCAGCACACUCGUGUUCCUAUUCCCUGCACCUUCCUUUUGAAAAAGAAUGUAUGAUUGCUUUCUCAGAGUGUUCAGAUACAAAAAUGGUGCUAAAUGUAAGACUUCACGGUAAGGCUGUUACCGGUUUUAGCGCAGUAUGCAUAGAGCAUGAUUGUUUUGAUUGUUCUAGUGUUUUUGUUUCUUGCUUGAUACAUUCGUGCCUACGAAAACUGUCAAGAGUAACACAAUGAAUGAGUUCUGUGUUUGUUACCUUUUUCUUUUGUUUUGGGUUUGUCUUUUUCCCCCCUAGAUCAUCCAAGUUUAUUGUCCCUCUUCUCACAAAUGCAUAAACAGAGAAUGAAUUGAGAGCCAGUCUCAGGUUCCUCAGACAGUCUUGCCUUUAACACGAGGCACAGUGACAGAUCAGCACAGGGCAUGGUUGCUCAUCCACGUGUGUGUCUUUGUCACAGAGUGCUGAAGGUCUGUUCUUGUGAUUUAACCAGAAUCUCAAGAGAUAAAACUUCACGAUAGUCCUAAACUUAGGGAAAAUUUGACAGAUAAAUAGAAAGCAAAAGUAGUGGGUUAUAACCAUUAUUUAAAAUAGAUGACUGAAUAAAUAUGAACUUUAGCUAAUUUAGAAUGUUUUGGGUUGUCUUCUGAUUUUGACUAGGAGUUGUGGUUCUCAUGAAUUUUUGUUGUGAUGUCUGUAUGUGUAUUGCCAGGCCUGGUACUGAAGAAUUUUUCUGCCUCCAGAGCUGUUUCCCUCUUGUUAAAUAAAUGUUGGUUUCCCUUUGUUUUUCAGGCCCAUAUAGUAUUAUUUUUGAAGGUGCAAUAAUAUUUGAAAUAGUUGCUUUAAAAGCCAUUUCUCUGUAAGUACCUAAAGUGGAGAGGUUGGAGUGUACCCGAUUUAUUUGCAGUUCCUGCAGUGCUCCUUGCAGCCAGGCCAGCAGUGGUGUUCCCUGUUCUUCCAUAUGCUACCUGUCAGAUUGGAAACAAUCAAGGAGACAAAGGUGUGUUCACCCUAAAAUGUUAUCACAGCUAACAAGUGUUUGCACAGGUGGUAAAAUCCUGCACUUGUGCUAGAAAGUUGAUAGAAUUAAACAGGACUUUAAAAGCAAAUAAAAUGAACAGUUUCAGCGUUUUCAAUGCAGGUUUUUUUCCCCACUAAGGAUUCCAGUUAUGCAGCAAUAAUAGCAUCGUUUAACUAUGCCAGUGAUUAAUCUGUUGAUAGGACACAAGCAGCUAUGUGGCUAUAUGUUGCAUGCUUGUGUGAGGAGGAGCAGGAAGGGGGAGCAGGUUUGGCGAUGAAGGGGAGGUGCCUGUUGUCUGGGUUCACACUCUGUUCAGGUCAAUGCCAGAGCUGAACGCUUACCUGUGCUGUUGAACUCCUCAGGCUGUUUUACAGUGAUGCUGUUUAUUAUCAUACUUUCCAGUACACACUGGAGGUAACAGGCUUAACAAACUAAUAUUAAAAUAAGAAAACUUCCUUACCUGAGAGAAGUUUCUGCCUUUUAUUGCUAGGAGGCUUUCCACACAGGUCAGUGUGUGCCCUUCAUUCCAGAGCUUACUGACAGGAGGGUUUGCAAAUGCAGACGCUCCUGCACAAAUCGUGAUGGGAAGUGUCAGCAAACGCUGCUUUCCCGUAGCAGAAAGUGGUGCAAGGUACAGAAAUCUCUUUAACUUCAGCAGAACAAGAAGUCCACACGUCAGGGUGGUGGUAGUGGGUAUUCAGUGUUGAUGUAAACAUCUGUCAUUUGCAGAAGUCAGAGCACGUGAAACUGCAGAGAUUGAGCCUGUAAUAUGUAACGGGGUAUUGCUAAAUGGAAGAUGGCAGCAUCAACAUCAAUUUUCUGGUGUGCAGGCUUGGUAGGAAGAAUGGGAAAAAUGCCUCAUGAAAUACACUGCUUCUGUUAGGUGAGCUGUUUGGCUAGAAAUGGAUGGAGCAGCAUAUCAGCCUAGGGAUCACAGAAUCAUUUCAGCUGGGAGAGACCUUUAAGAUCAUCAAGUCCAGCCUUUGUCCCAGCCCUAUCAACCACUAGACCAUUUGCCGUCUCUUAAACACCUCCAGAGUGACUCCAGCACCUCCCUGGGCAUCUCAUUCCAAAGCCUGACUACCCUUUCAGUAAAGAAAUUCCUCCUCAUAUCCAGCCUGAACCUCCCCUGGCACAACUUGAGGCUGUUUCCUCUUGUUCUAUUGCUUAUUACUAGGGGGAACAGACCAACUCCUGCCUCACUACAAUUUCCUUUCAGGUAGUUGUAGAGAGAAAUAAGGUGUCCCCUGAGCCUUCUUUUCUCCAGGCUAAAAAGCCUCAGAUCCCUCAGCCACUCCUCAUGUGAGAUGUGCUCCAAAUCCUUUACUAGCUUGGUAGCUCACCUCUGGAUCCUCUCCUGCACCUCAGUGUCCUUGUAGAGAGGAGCCCAAAAGCAUUUGAAUCAUGCCAUCUUCAUUUUCUGUUCUGGGUGCUGCUUGUCCUGUUCACUGAAGUGCUUGGUGGUGAGAACAUCAGACACAAUGAUCCGUUUAAGUCUGCAUUCGAAGAACAGUGCUCUCAGUGUCGUGUCUGUUUUGCUGGUUAAACAUCAAGGACCUUCAAAUAAGAUGUCAUACAACUGUAAAUUAUCAUCCAGUUCUAUUUCUAAUCACUCAAAAUGAUCUGUAGAGCACUUUAAAAUGGGUAUGAGUCUUUAUGUGUACAUACAGUUCCUGAAAUUCUGCUUCUUUUUUUCCUUAAGACACUCAUCUGUAAGCCUCUCGCCAGCCUCUCCCUACCAGGAAUGCUUUUCCUUCAGACAGCCCAGCUGGAAUCUCUGGAGGGGCAACUGUGUCCAGUCCACAUUCCAGACAGUUACUGUUUCUGGGAGAUAGCAUCUUACUUUUGUGACUUUGCCAUCUGUAAGUCCCCAUUCACUACCUGAAACAAUGCAAAAUAUUCAAACUUGCCUUAAAUUCUUGCUAUUUAACUGAAACGCAAAGAACUGGAUGAUAAUUCCUCUUUUUUUGCCUUAUGCUGUGCUGUAUUUUAAACCUGAGGAGAACUCUGAUUUCUAGCAGGAUUUAAUAAUUGUACAGAGAUUACCAAAUCGUACUCAGACUUGACCAGAGUGCUUUGGUUGGGACUAGAAGAUGAUACAUGUAGUUUUGUGUACGUAGUGUGUUUCUAUGUGUACAUCUUUUGUAGCAGCAAAGUUCUAGUUUUGUUAUUGUUUACAAAAGUGGCAUUUUGAGUUCAACAGGAAAAUAACUGCAACCUGCAUUCUCGGUCUUUAUUAGUGUUCUCAACGUGUUUGCUCUUGUGACAAGGCUCUGUAAGUAUUGUUGUAACUAUCUCAUUGAAUGUGAAACAAUUUAGUAAAGAAAGCUGAAGAAAAA